Paramormyrops kingsleyae is the source of this 4331-nucleotide messenger RNA. RefSeq names its product NLR family CARD domain-containing protein 3-like. Gene Ontology annotation, molecular function: protein binding. NCBI's taxonomy places the organism in Eukaryota, Metazoa, Chordata, Actinopteri, Osteoglossiformes, Mormyridae. The record is from RefSeq and is a predicted model, not a curated record.
AUAUAUAUUGAUAUCGAAUUAUUGUCCAGCCCUACUGCAUCCUAAGUCACGCACUUGUGAAAGCCUUGCAAAGUCAUGAAUCAAUAACUAAACCUGCCCAAAUAAAUUGCGUCUAAUUGAUGUAAGUAUGUAGUAGCAUUGCACUUAUUGUGAAAUACGCACACUGUUCAGCUAAAUUCAUAUUAAUAGUGAUCUCUUUGCAUCACUGUAACCACAUUAUAUAUGAAAAGCUUAAUGAAGAGGGAACCUUUCUUUUUAUGCCGUAUAUCUUUGAAGCCUGUGAGGGUACUAUACUUUUUCCUUAACAAUGGGAAUGUCUUUGUGUGUGUCUACAAUGACUGAAACAUACAAUUCAUGAAUCAAAAAAAUGAUGCUGAUGUUGAUAAUAAUAAUAAUAAUAAUAGCAAAAAUGUAAGAAUGUAAAAUGUGUAAGAAUGGUUCCCAGUUUUUCUCAAAUGGUAGUAUGUUAUUUUUAUGAAAGCCUGUAAUUUUUCCAUGGAUAUGUAUUCCAUCAUUAGAUUAGUCCAUUAUUUAAAUUAAGUUUUUGGAUUUGCAGUUUUGAAGAAUUGCUUUUUUGCCGGUAGUUGGAGAAAUAAGUAUAUUAUUCUUGUAUAUGGUCAGGGUGUUUAACUGUGUAAAAUCUCCAAGCAGACAAGGUCAGGGAGAGGGGGGGGAUUCUGCAGCUUAGGGUGGACGUGAGUUUUUUAGUGAUGGCUGCCCAAAAAGUGUGAGCAGGUAUACAGACCCACAGAGCAUGCAGAUAAUUGUCUGUGACACCAGGGUUCACAGUGCUGACUAAUCCCAAUUUAUACUUUUUAUAUUGAGUGAAUUGUGUUCUAUGAAUUCUAUGAAAUGGGAAUUUGAUAUUUGCACAAAUAUGAUCAAAUGAAUGGAAAACAAUGAAAUGUUUAAACGUGUUUCUGUAACAGUGACCAGCAGGAUUCAUCUGACUCAGACAGCUGUAUCUCAUUCAAAAGUGAUCACUCCAUGGAACCUCCAUGGAACCUCCUCAAAUUCAGUGACCAGCAGGAUGGGUUGUUAAACCUAUAGUGAGACGAUGGGAUUAACUGAAAAGUCUGUUGACUUGCAGCUCAUCAAAGACGGGAGUCUUGCCCAAGAAGGUGCAGAAGAUGGAGAACGUCCCGAAAAGUUCUGUUAUCCCAGAGGAGGUGAACCAGCAGGGUCUUGAAGAGUCCUUGGAAAUAGGGCAGGAAAACACAGUUCAGGCCAUAAAGGAUGCCCAACAGAACCUGAAAUCCUGUCUGAAAAAAACAUUUCAACAUAUAUUUGAAGGGAUUGCAAAACAAGGAAAUCCAUCCAGCCUUAAGGAUAUCUAUACAGAGCUCUACAUUACAGAAGGUGGAAAAGAAGAGCUUAUGAAUGAAGAGGGAAUUAGUCAAUAUGAGACAAAAAUUAAUUGUAACGAUCUGUUUAAACCCUUAUAUGGACAAGAGAAACAUUUUAGAACUGUGAUAUCAAUAGGAAUAGCUGGAAUUGGAAAAACAGUCUCUGUGCAGAAAUUCAUCCUUGACUGGGCAGAAGGGGAAGCUAAUCAGGAUGUUCAUUUCAUGUUUCCACUAAAAUUCCGUGACCUUAAUUUAGAAAAAGGUAAUGAGUACAGCCUUAUUGAACUUCUUCAUCACUACUUUCCAGAUCUAAGUGAAACUGCAGACAAUCAACUCAGUAGACUCAAAGUUGUUUUAAUUUUGGAUGGUCUGGAUGAAUGUCGACUUCCUCUAGAUUUCCAAAACAAUGAGAUCUGCUGUGACGUAACAAAGAGAACAUCGCUGGAUGUUUUGCUAACCAACCUCAUUAAGGGAAAUCUCCUUCACUCUGCUAACCUCUGGAUAACCUCCCGGCUAGCAGCAAGCAGUCAGAUACCUCCUGAAUGUGUCCACCGGGUGACAGAAAUAAGGGGCUUUGAAGAACCACAGAAGGAGCUGUACUUCAGGAGGAGACUCAGAGAUGAAAAUCUGGCUAACAGCAUUAUAAGACAUAUAAAAAAAUCGAGGAACCUCUACACCAUGUGUCACAUACCAGUCUUCUGCUGGAUUUCAGCGACUGUUCUUGAGCACAUGUUGGCUUAUAAAGACUGUACUGAAAUCCCCACAACUCUGACAGAAAUGUAUAUACAUUUCCUGCUCAUUCAGAUGCACCGAAAGAGUAAGAAGUAUGAUGGGACCAAUGAGACAAACCGAGUGAAACUGCUACAGUCUAACAAAGAGAUGAUCCUGAAACUUGCAGAGCUGGCAUUUAAACAGCUGGGGGAAGGACAUUUAGUAUUUUACGCAGAGGACUUCAAAGACUGUGGUGUUGAUGUCAUUGAGGCUUCAGGAUACUCUGGGAUGUGUACAGAAUUCUUUAGGGAAGAGGAUGUGGUACUACUAAUGAAAGUGUACAGCUUUGUACACCUGAGUGUUCAGGAGUUUAUGGCUGCUUUGUAUGUGUUUCAUGUUUAUAGACACAGCAACAGAAAUCUGCUUGAAAAAUGUGGAGCUGUGACAUCCAAAGCAGGACCACUGACUGACUUGCUCAAGAGUGCAAUAGAUCGGGCCUUGGAAAGUGAAAGUGGUCAUCUGGACCUUUUUCUUCGCUUCCUCCUUGGUAUCUCACUGGACUCUAAUCAGAGACUAUUACAAGGCCUUCUGACAGGGACUGAGAGCAGCUCACUAAAUGCUAAUGUGACAGUUGAGUACAUUGAGGGGAAAAUCAAGAACGCCGAUUCUCCGAAGAUGUUUAUCAACCUGUUCUAUUGUUUGAAUGAACUACAGGACAACUCUAUUGUGUAUAAAGUCCAAAAUUACCUCAGUUCUGGCAGCAUCUCAAGAGAAAAGCUUUCAAGUGUUUAUUGGUCAGCUCUGGUCUUUGUGUUGCUGACGUCAGAGGAAGUAGAGGAUGAGUUUGACCUGAAGAAAUAUGUCAGAUCGGAACAUGCAUUACUGAGGUUGCUUCCAGUUGCCAAGCUGUCCCGAGUAGCCCUGUUGAACCAGUGCAGACUCACAGUGAGCUGUUGUGAAGCACUGGCUUCAGUCCUAGCUUUAAAAUCCUCACACUGGACACACUUGGAUCUGAGCUACAAUGACCUGCAGGACUCAGGACUGCAAUUACUCGCAGCUGGACUGAUGAAUCGAGACUGUAAACUGAAAAUUCUGAGGCUGGAACAGUGCAGCCUCACAGAGGAGUGUUGUGAGAUACUGGCCUCAGUACUCAACUCCUCACACCUGAGAGAAGUGGAUCUGAGCUGUAACGCCAUAAAGGAUUCAGGAGUGAAGCAGCUCUGUACUGCACUGGGGGGUCCACUUUGUAAAUUGGAGACUCUGAGUUUGCGACAGAGUACCCUCACAGAUACAUGCUGUGAAGCUCUGGCUACUGCCCUCAGCUCAAACCCCUCACAGCUGAGGAACCUGGACUUAAGUGACAAUGACCUGGGGGACUCAGGAGUGAGGCUGCUCACUGAUGGGCUGAAGAGUCUACACUGUAAGCUAGAGAUACUGAGGCUGGCAGGCUGUCAUGUCACACAGGAAGGCUGUGCCACUCUGGCUUCCAGUCUGUGUUCCUGCCACUCACAGCUGAGAGAGCUGGAUCUGAGCUACAAUCACCUUGGAGACUCCACAGCACUACAGGAUCCCAACUGUAAACUGGAAAAACUAAAUGUGAAUCACAGUGGGGAAUGCAGACUCCGACCAGGACUGCUUAAAUACGCCUGCACGCUCACUCUGGACCCGGACACAGCGCACAGAUGCCUGAUCCUGUCUGAGGGGAACAGGAAGGUGACGCAUGAGAGAGGGGACCGGAGGGCAGAUACCGAUCAACCAACCAUUCAGCGCUUCACCCAAGUGCUGUGCAGGGAGAAACUGAACAGUCGCUGUUACUGGGAGGUGGAGUGGGAUGGGGAAGGGGCUUGGAUAGGGAUGGCUUAUAAAGGAACGACCAGUAGACAAGAAGAUGACACAUGGAUUGGAUUCAAUGCUACAUCUUGGAGUCUUAGCUGCUCUGGUAAAAGCUACACUGUGUGGCACGACAGCUCCGCUGCCGUAUCCGUCCCCCAGCCCCCCAGUAGCCGAGUGGGCGUGUACCUGGACUGGGAGGCCGGCACUCUGUCCUUCUACAGUGUUACCUCUGAGAAAAGGACCCACUUGUACAAGUUCACCACCAAGUUCACUGAGCCUCUCUAUCCAGGCUUCUGGGUGCUUUGGGGCUCCACGGUGUCACUCUGCCAGCUUUGAUUGUGGGGGUCCGAACACACAAACACCCGCACGUGACCCGCGCUUAUGUUAGCACACAAACACCCGCACGUGACCCGCGCUUAUGUUAGCACACAAACACCCGCA